Sipha flava (yellow sugarcane aphid) is the source of this 714-nucleotide messenger RNA. RefSeq names its product serine protease inhibitor Kazal-type 1. Lineage: Eukaryota; Metazoa; Arthropoda; Insecta; Hemiptera; Aphididae. Bases 86 to 412 code for a protein of 108 amino acids. The transcript has 3 exons. Gene Ontology annotation, molecular function: protein binding. The record is from RefSeq and is a predicted model, not a curated record.
GUUGUCCGCAGAACAAACCGCUCGUCGCUUUACACUUAUUCGAAGAGUGCACUAUUUACGAAAAACGCACAAACACGUAUUCGUCAUGCAAGCCUUAACAUUGGUCCUUUUAGUAGGUCUGACCGCCGCUGUCUUGGUGUCCGUCGAAGGAGCGCCGGCCAGUGACAAGAAGAUCGGCAUCAGUCACAAGCUGAAGACGACCAGCACGUCGACCACGAUCUCACCGUCGCGCAAAUGCAAGUCCGAGUGCCCGAACGAUUACAAUCCGAUCUGUGGCUCGGACGGUGCCAAGGUGAACCUGAGCUUCGGCAACAAAUGCGUGAUGGAGAAGUACAACUGCGAGCACAACACGAAACUUACAGUGAAAGUAAACGCUGAGUGCCCCAACAGCAAAGGCAUCCGUCUUGCUUAACACGUCGUAAUCAACAACACUAUAUAAAUAAUAUAAGCAGCACGUGACAUUAACAAGGAUAACAGUUCGAAAAAGGAUUCGUCAUAUUUGUCUGAACCCGAGCCACAUACAGACACUCCUACGUAUACACACAAAUACAACACACAACACACACACACAUACACACAAUAUACACACACGUACAUACACUAACUGAUAACACCAAUAUACACUAAAAACCACUCCAGCGUUAUUUUAAAAAUAUCUCUUAUAACAUAAUAUGCGUAUUGUUUUCAAUAUAAUAUACAUUUUUUUUUGUGUCA